Mercurialis annua (annual mercury) is the source of this 2275-nucleotide messenger RNA. RefSeq names its product pentatricopeptide repeat-containing protein At2g34400. Gene Ontology annotation, biological process: RNA modification. NCBI's taxonomy places the organism in Eukaryota, Viridiplantae, Streptophyta, Magnoliopsida, Malpighiales, Euphorbiaceae. The transcript has 4 exons. The record is from RefSeq and is a predicted model, not a curated record. Gene Ontology annotation, molecular function: RNA binding; protein binding. The coding region runs from base 52 to 1878 and encodes 608 amino acids.
UAAAAUCCACUUUAAAAGAAAGUAACUGCCAUUGAUACAGCAAAAACAAAAAUGCUCAAACCAAAAAAUUACUCAAACCUGAUUUCCCGCCAAAUCGCCAUUACAAACACUAACCAACUUUCAAAUCUAACACAAACCCUCUUAAACCUACUUAAAAGAUGCACUUCUGUAAAGUCAUUACAACAAAUUCACACACAAAUGUUAAUAAACUCAAUUCAAAAACCAAAUUAUUUUCUCCCCAAGAUCAUCAACCUCAAAAAUUUCACUUAUGCCUCUCUAUUCUUUUCUCAAAUUCCUAACCCAAAUGAUUAUUCUUUCAAUAUAAUGAUCAGAGGCUUAACAACCACAUGGAAAAACUACCCUUUAGCUAUACAAUUUUAUUACCAAAUGAGAUCGUUAUGCGUAAAACCCGACAAUUUUACUUUCCCAUUCGUGUUCAUUUCAUGUGGGAAUCUUUGUGCCUUACAUCAUGGGCAGAUUGCUCAUUGUACUGUGUUUAUGUUGGGGUUGGUUAGUGAUAGUCAUGUGAGUCAUUCUUUGAUUACUAUGUAUGCGAAAUGUGGUCAGUUGGGUUAUGCGUAUAAGGUGUUUGAUGAAAUUCUUGAGAGGGAUUUGGUGUCGUGGAAUUCUAUUAUUUCGGGGUAUUCGAAAAUGGGGUUUGGGCAAGAGGCUGUGAGGCUGUUUAUGGAAAUGAGGGAGGACGGGUUUGAGCCGGAUGAGAUGAGUUUGGUUAGUGUUCUUGGGGCUUGUGGGGACUUGGGAGAUUUGAUGUUGGGGAGGUGGAUUGAGGGUUUUGUUAGUGAGAGGAAUGUGGAGUUGAACUCUUAUAUUGGGUCGGCUUUGAUUGGGAUGUAUUGUAAGUGUGGGGAUUUGUUGUCGGCUAGGAGAGUCUUUGAUGCAAUGGCGAAGAAAGAUAUUGUUACUUGGAAUGCCAUGAUCACGGGGUAUGCACAAAAUGGAGCGUCGAAUGAGGCAAUUAUAUUAUUCAAUGUCAUGAGAGAGGCAGGCAUUAAUCCAGAUAAAAUCACAUUGGUUGGGGUGCUUUCUGCGUGUGCCUCAAUUGGAGCGCUUGAUGUCGGAAAAUGGGUUGAGACAUAUGCAUCACAAAGAGGCUUUGAAAAGGAUGUUUAUGUUGCCAGUGCGUUAGUUGAUAUGUUUGCGAAGUGUGGGAACUUAGACAAUGCUCUAAAAGUUUUUGAAAAUAUGCCUCAUAAGAAUGAGGUCUCUUGGAAUGCUAUGAUUUCUGCUCUUGCAUUUCAUGGGAGAGCUCAGGAAGCCUUAUCGCUAUUCAGGCGCAUGCUGACUGAUAGCACUGCCCAGCCAAAUGAUAUCACAUUUAUAGGUGUACUUUCUGCAUGUGUGCAUGCUGGACUGGUUAAUGAGGGCCGCCAAUUCUUUGAUUCAAUGAAAUCAUCAUUUGGAUUAGUUCCAAAAAUUGAGCAUUUUUCUUGUAUGGUUGAUCUUUUGGCACGUACAGGACUUCUUUAUGAAGCUUGGGACUUCAUUGAGAAGAUGCCCGGAAAACCAGAUGAAAUUAUUCUUGGGUCCUUACUUGGUGCCUGUCAGAAGUACAAAAAUGUAGAUAUUAGUGAACGAGUGAUUAAACUACUCCUACUCAUGGAACCUUCAAAUUCUGGAAACUACAUCAUCUCUUCUAAAAUUUAUGCAAAUUCAAAAAGAUGGGAAGACUCUGCAAACAUGAGGGUUUUGAUGAGACAGCGGGGUGUCACUAAGAUCCCUGGCUGUAGCUGGGUUGAGUUUGGAGCUCAAGUUCAUGAAUUUCAUGCUGGUGAUAUGUUGCAUCAUGAUUCAGUAGAAAUAUAUCAAUUAUUGAAUGAUGAAAUGAAAAGGUUAGGUUACACUCCAAAGGUUGGCUAAACAUAGAUGGAGAAGUUGUGAAACUUGCUUCCUCAAACAUCGAAAAACGUAUCUGUGGUCUCAUGUUAUCAGGCUUGUUUUCUAGCUGCGAAUCCAGUAUAAGAACAUUCACGGAAGCCUGCAUUCUAGAAAGCGGGAUUUCUGCUAGGAACCAUGAAUUGAUAGGUGCUGUUUAUUCAUUCACUCAACACUUUGUAGUAGAUAUCAUAACUUGUUUGAUUUUGGAUCUUCAUCAUGUCAUGUUGUCUCUUCAGUUAAGAUUUAUAAUCCCGCUUCCGUAAAUUUCUCUUCUGCACGAACGAAGCCCUUCAAAACUCUAACCUGUUAUUAAUCUAAAAUGAUAUUCUCAGUUAAAAUUAAAUCAUGCAUCAUGGAUAUUCUUCACCGUGUCUUUUUG